GGCUUGAGGUCAAAUAAAGCGGUAUGAUUGUUAUAAAGCGGUAUCGUGUGGUGUCUGCAUGUAUUCAUUGCCUUCUCUAUAAUUUAAAUUGCAUAGCUGCAUAUGUCGGAACAGUCCGUAAGACAUCGGUUUCUCGCUCUUCCUAGUGAGCAAAGGCUGAAGUUAGAUAGAGUCACUUCUCCUCGUUGUCAACUAACCCCUGUCCCCAAUUUAUCUACAAGUGCAAUCUUGGAUAUUAACGAUACUUCAAUAACGGUUACAGGUGAUGAUUUCGAGGAUACAUGUAUUCUUGGUGAAGGAUUUUUUGGACAAGUUUUCAAAAUGCGUUUGAAAUCAACAAAAGAAUCAUUUGCGGUUAAAAAAAUACCAUUUUGCAAUUUGGAUCCACGUAAUCCAGAUAUGAUAGCAGAUUUGGAAAUAGGGAAAUUGCAUCCACAUCCAUUUUUAUUACGAUCUUAUUGUGCUUUCACUCAUGUAGAUUCUGUUUGGAUUUUAUUAGAACUUAUGGAUAUCUCGUUAGAUGUACUUCUAAAUAAAGUAAAGGCACUCAAUGAAUACAUUCCUGAAAAUGUUUUGAAGCAUAUAACAUUUUCGAUUGUUUCAGCAUUAUAUUAUUUACGAUUCGAUAUGAAUAUGAUUCAUCGUGAUAUAAAACCGGCUAACAUGUUAGCUAACAAAUGUGGAGAAAUAAAAUUAGGAGACUUUGGUACUGCCGUCACCCUUUCCAACUGUGAAAUUUUAACGGAUGUUGGAUCAUGGCGUUACCUUGCUCCAGAGCGUGUAAGCUGUGGUUCUAUAAAAAGUUAUGGAGUUAAAUCUGAUAUUUGGUCUUUAGGCCUAAGCAUUUAUGAAUUGGCUACUGGUACAAACCCAUAUGAACCGCCUAAAGAUCCUGUAGAUGCAUUCAAUCAGAUUGUAAAUCGUGAUCCUCCAAGUCUUUCAAGUGAUCUACCAUAUUCUAAUCAUUUACGAGAUUUUUUAAAUAUGUGCCUUAUUAAAGAAGUUAGUGAACGAGCAGAUUACAAUGAUUUACUAGUGUCCGAUUUUAUUCGAUCCGUUGAUGUUAAUUCUCAUUUGAUUACAACAGCACAAUUCUUAAUGAAAUAUAUUUAAUGAAAAUUUUAAUUUGUAUUUGUCACCUAGUCAAACUUCAAGGAUGAAUAUAUAUAUAUAUAUAUAUAUAUAUAUAUAUAUAUAUAUAUAUAUAUAUAUUGAGCAAAGAUAUAUGUCGUUAAUUUUGUCGUAUAUUCUUGUUGUAUAUUACAUUCUAAUACAUUAUGUCUAUAUAGGGCUGUGAAUAUUAAUUUAAAAUAGAUUCUCUUAUUUGUAUAAUCUGUUCCUGUACACAUAAAAUGGGAUUUCUUUUCGUUAGAUAAUAAUUGAACACUACAGUUUAUUUUUUUUAAAAAUAAAUUCAUUUGGAUAUUGUGUUUUCUUUUGUACAACUGUCGUUCAUCUCUCUCGUUCACUGAAACGUUUUUUUUUGUUUUACCACCUUUUUUGAUGGGAUUACUAUCAUGGGUUUUGUUUUAUAAUCAAAUAUUGAUGUUAGAUAGAAGGAUAUGUUUUCAAAAUGUAUCUAUGUAAACCAGUUCCCCUGUCUCUCUUAUUUACCAUUUUUAAUUAUUUCAUUUAUGUGAUAUUUUGUAAUCUAUUUUUAUUAUUUUUUUUUACAAUUGUACAUAUUAUUUCUUACGCACAAUGUGUAGUUAGCAAAAAUUUAUUUUCUUUAUUUCGUUUAUUCAAAAAUGAGAAUUGGUAUAGAUCUGAAACUUUCUAAUUAAUAAUAAAACUGGACAAGAUUAUGUCCUGGUUAUUCUUCGAAAUAUUUCUUUGUUCAUCUUUCCGAUGUAUGUUUAGUUGAUAUUUUCUUUUAAAUGUAUACUUAUCUAUCUAUUUUUUACAGUUUGAUAUUUUACCAUUAUUAUCUGUGAUAGUAAUAAUAAUAGUUAUUAUUAUUUCUAUUGUUAAACUUUCAAACUUCAAUUCAAUAUAGGUAUGAGAUUUCCA
Schistosoma guineensis is the source of this 2010-nucleotide messenger RNA. The record is from the annotation of a GenBank genome assembly. NCBI's taxonomy places the organism in Eukaryota, Metazoa, Platyhelminthes, Trematoda, Strigeidida, Schistosomatidae.